AUGAUCAGACCUACGGCGACAACCAUCAGAUCCCUUCUACUGCUGUGCUGCUCGCUGUCUCACAGCCUCAUCCAGCUCAACACCGGGACUGGAAGGCUACAUGAUGACCAACAGGUAGGAUGGUGAAGUCUUUUCAAUAUAUUAGUCAGAGAAGUAAUGCAGAUUUAAUGGAGCUGAUUCAAUUAACCAUUCUCACCUGAUGAGAAACCUUGCCUGGUGAAUCAAUUAACCAUUCUCACCUGAUGAGUAACCUUGCCUGGUGAUUUAAUUAACCAUUCUCACCUGAUGAGUAACCUUGCCUGGUGAUUCAAUUAACCAUUCUCACCUGAUGAGUAACCUUGCCUGGUGAUUCAAUUAACCAUUCUCACCUGAUGAGUAACCUUGCCUGGUGAUUCAAUUAACCAUUCUCACCUGAUGAGUAACCUGUGGAUAUACUCGGAAUACAUAUCGGAAUACAUAUCCCAAAGGAAAUAAAUGAUCUCACUUCAAUACAUUUUUAUAGAAAGUUAGCAAAAAUAGAUAAGAUCUUACUACCAUGGAAAGGAAAAUACCUGUCAAUUUGUGGAAAAAUCACCCUGAUUAACUCUUUAGUAUUAUCCCAGUUUACCUAUUUGCUUAUGGUCUUGCCUACGCCUAGCAAACAGUUUUUUAAAUUAUAUGAGAAAAAAAUAUUCAAUUUUAUUUGGAACGGCAAGCCAGACAAAAUUAAAAGAACAUAUUUAUAUAAUGAAUAUGAAUUCGGAGGACAGAAAUUAUUAAAUAUUAAAGCAUUAGACCUAUCACUAAAAUCUUCAGUCAUCCAAAAGUUAUACUUAAAUCCGAACUGGUUCUCAAGCAAAUUAGUAAGAUUGUCUCACACAAUGUUCAAGAAAGGCCUUUUUCCCUUUAUUCAGAUUACAACCUCUCACUUUCAGUUAUUUGAAAAGGAAAUAAUCUCCCAAAUGUCACUAUUUCUAAAACAAGCCAUAGAAAGUUGGUUGCAAUUUCAAUUUAAUCCUCCAGAAACGACAGAACAAAUAAUGCAACAAAUAUUGUGGUUAAAUUCAAAUAUACUAAUUGACAAAAAACCUUUAUUUUUUGACAGAAUGUUUAAAAAAGGUAUAAUCUUCGUAAAUGAUAUCAUCGGUAGGACUGGUGGAGUUAUGUCGCACAUGCAGCUAACAAAAACAUAUGGAAAUGUCUGCUCUACCCAAAAUUACAACCAAAUAAUUGCAGCCUUACCGCAAAAGUGGAAGAGGAAAGUGGAAGGGGGAGAAAGUAAGGAACUUGUCUGUCGGCCUUGCAUUAAAGAACAUAAUUGGUUAAAGAAAAUUGUGAUAAAUAAAAAAGUAUAUCAGUUUCACUUAAGGACCAAAGGAUUGACAGCCGUCCCAUAUAGAUUGCAAAAUAGUUGGGAAGAGAUCUUUGACGUACCGAUCCCAUGGCAUAGUGUUUAUGAACUGACACGCAAAACGACACCGGAUUCAAAAAUUAGAAUCUUUCAAUUUAAAUUAUUAUAUAAAAUUCUUGCUACCAAUAGAAUGUAAUUUAUAUGGGGGAUACAAUCUUCCCAGCUCUGCAGAUUUUGCUGAGAAGAGACAGAAUCAUUAGAUCAUUUGUUUUGGUUCUGUCCAUUUGUAGCUUGUUUUUGGACACAGGUCCAGGAAUGGCUAAAGGAUUGCAAUAUUUACCUGGAGCUAACCCUGCAGAUAGCACUACUGGGUGAUCUGAAAAGUCAUAGUCAAUCAAUCAAUAAUAUAAUAAUACUUUUAGCAAAAAUGUUUAUUUUUAAUUCACAAUCUGUAGAAGCAAUGAGAAUAGAAAGGUUCAGAACUUUUGUAAAACAUCACAGUACAGUUGAAAUAUAUAUGGCAAAUAGAAAUCCAAUAUGGAUGGUGUUAAGAGAUAGAUGGGAGGUGUUGAAUGGAGCUGAAGGAUGGGACUAAUAACAACUAACAACAACUAAUAACAACAAGAUAACUCAUGUAAAGCAUACUGUGUCCAUAAUAAGUAUAUAGGUUAUAGGUUGAGAGCUUUUGUGAAAGAGCACAGUUAGAAAGAUAUGGCAUUUAGAAGCAAACCGGAUGGACAUCAUGAAAAUGAUCGGAGAGGUUGAGAGUAGAAGAAGUUCAGGAGCAAAAAAAAUAUAUAUAUAUAUAUAUAAUAGAAUUAUUGUAAAAUGAACUCUGUCCAUAAGGUGUAGAUAGUAAGUAUAGACCGGAAGUAGAGGCCUGGGCAUUGUUGUUCACUAAUUUACUCCAAGUAGGGAAAGGAUGGUGGGGUUGAAAAGUAAUAAAGGGGAAUAUAUAUAUAAAAAACAUGGGGGAUUGGAAGUGAUGCAGACAAUUACAUUGAUAGAAGAUACAAUCUAUCUGCAAUAUUAAGCUGAUCCAUUCCCCCCCCAAAAAAAAUAAAAAAUAAAAAAAUAAUAAUAAACCAUUCUCACCUGAUGAGUAACCUUGCCUGGUGAUUCAAUUAACCAUUCUCACCUGAUGAGUAACCUUGCCUGGUGAAUCAAUUAACCAUUCUCACCUGAUGAGUAACCUUGCCUGGUGAAUCAAUUAACCAUUCUCACCUGAUGAGUAACCUUGCCUGGUGAAUCAAUUAACCAUUCUCACCUGAUGAGUAACCUUGCCUGGUGAAUCAAUAAACCAUUCUCACCUGAUGAGAAACCUUGCCUGGUGAUUCAAUUAACCAUUCUCACCUGAUGAGUAACCUUGCCUGGUGAUUUAAUUAACCAUUCUCACCUGAUGAGUAACCUUGCCUGGUGAUUUAAUUAACCAUUCUCACCUGAUGAGUAACCUUGCCUGGUGAUUUAAUUAACCAUUCUCACCUGAUGAGUAACCUUGCCUGGUGAUUCAAUUAACCAUUCUCACCUGAUGAGUAACCUUGCCUGGUGAAUCAAUUAACCAUUCUCACCUGAUGAGAAACCUUGCCUGGUGAUUUAAUUAACCAUUCUCACCUGAUGAAUAACCUUGCCUGGUGAUUUAAUUAACCAUUCUCACCUGAUGAGUAACCUUGCCUGGUGAUUUAAUUAACCAUUCUCACCUGAUGAGUAACCUUGCCUGGUGAUUUAAUUAACCAUUCUCACCUGAUGAGUAACCUUGCCUGGUGAUUCAAUUAACCAUUCUCACCUGAUGAGUAACCUUGCCUGGUGAAUCAAUUAACCAUUCUCACCUGAUGAGUAACCUUGCCUGGUGAAUCAAUUAACCAUUCUCACCUGAUGAGUAACCUUGCCUGGUGAAUCAAUUAACCAUUCUCACCUGAUGAGUAACCUUGCCUGGUGAUUUAAUUAACCAUUCUCACCUGAUGAGUAACCUUGCCUGGUGAUUUAAUUAACCAUUCUCACCUGAUGAGUAACCUUGCCUGGUGAUUCAAUUAACCAUUCUCACCUGAUGAGUAACCUUGCCUGGUGAAUCAAUUAACCAUUCUCACCUGAUGAGUAACCUUGCCUGGUGAAUCAAUUAACCAUUCUCACCUGAUGAGUAACCUUGCCUGGUGAAUCAAUUAACCAUUCUCACCUGAUGAGUAACCUUGCCUGGUGAAUCAAUUAACCAUUCUCACCUGAUGAGUAACCUUGCCUGGUGAAUCAAUUAACCAUUCUCACCUGAUGAGUAACCUUGCCUGGUGAUUCAAUUAACCAUUCUCACCUGAUGAGUAACCUUGCCUGGUGAAUCAAUUAACCAUUCUCACCUGAUGAGUAACCUUGCCUGGUGACUCAAUUAACCAUUCUCACCUGAGAGUACCUUGCCUGGUGAUUUAAUAUUAACCAUUCUCACCUGAUGAUAACCUUGCCUGGUGGAUUGAAUUAACCAUUCUCAACUGGAUGGUACCUUGGCCUGGUCAUUUAAUACCAUCUCUCACCUGAUGAUUAACCUUGACCUGGUAUCAAUUAACCAUUCUCACCUGAUGAGUAACCUUGCCUGGUGAAUCAAUUAACCAUUCUCCACCUGAUGAGUAACCUUGCCUGGUGAAUAAUUAACCAUUCUCACCUGAUGAUACCUUCGCCUGGUGAUUUAUUAACCAUUCUCCCUGAUGAGUAACCUUGCCUGGUGAUUUAAUUAACCAUUCUCACCUGAUGAGUAACCUUGCCUGGUGAUUUAAUUAACCAUUCUCACCUGAUGAGUAACCUUGCCUGGUGAAUCAAUUAACCAUUCUCACCUGAUGAGUAACCUUGCCUGGUGAUUAAAUUAACCAUUCUCACCUGAUGAGUAACCUUGCCUGGUGAUUAAUUUAAACCCAGUUGAUCUCACAGAUAUGAACCCCUCUGACACAUCUGAAUACAGAGCUCAGUGACACUGUACUGUCAUGGCUUCUUAGGCUGAUAUUAAAUCUAAUAUCUGGUUUUGGUCACUGGAAGGCUUGUUAUUUUGAUGAUGGAUAGUACAUUUCUGCUUCAUUUGAUUUCAUACAUAUAUCAAAACACUUUAUAGACGGUGUUGAAAGCUUUAUUAUUAUUUCAUACAUAUAUCAAAACACUUUAUAGACGGUGUUGAAAGCUUCAUUAUUUCUCUCAUCUUUGUCAUUUCAAGGAGCCAACUUCUUUGCGGUUCAAGAACCUGUCAUCUGUUCCUGAGGGGCUGGACGUGAGGCUGAGGGAUCUGGAUCUAUCCAACAACUUUAUCAGACAUAUAAACAGCCAGGGUCUGGGUCUUCCAUCCCUACUGAGGCUGACCCUCAGCUACAACCAGCUGGAGAUCAUAUCUGAAGGGGCUUUCAGAGAUGUGGCCCAGCUUCAAGAGCUGAACUUGGCCAGGAACGCAUUGAGCCACAAUGUGGACAGUAACAGCCGAGCUCUCGGGUCUCUCCACAGACUGAGGAGUUUGGAUAUCUCCAUGAACGGUCUGGAUGAUAAAGCGGUGGAACUCUACCUUCAUAACAAAUCAGUUCUAGAACAUCUGGAUCUCACGGGCAACGGUUUGACGCGACUCACGGCCAAGCUGUUUGCAGAGAGCCUGAGCAUGAGAAGCAUUCGCAUUGAGAACAAUCUGAUCACGGCGAUAGAGGAGGGAACGUUCGAAACGUUGAAGAAACUCAAGACCUUAAACUUAGCCAGAAAUAAUCUAGUCUACAUCUGUGAUUUUAAACUCCAUCAGGUGAAACUCUUGAAUCUUAGCAGGAAUUCCAUAGAGUUCUUUGUGACCCGUGAGGACGGUCACCCAUACGAGCUGGAGAUCUUAGACCUGAGCUACAACAACCUCCUAUAUUUCCCUAUGGUCCCCAAGACCAACCAGUUGAGAUACCUCCACUUACAGAGCAACAUGGUGGGGGCCUUAGAGACAGACACCCUGAUAUCAGAGGCAGACUCUCUGUACAGAGAACUAACGAGUGAUGAUAAGGUUAAGGAUGCUGUAGAAAACAACAACGUAUACUCCAACUGGAGACUGAUGCCGUUAGUUUACAUGGACCUCAGUAGUAACCACUUCAGGUCUUUACCUUUGGAGACUCUGAGCCAUCUGACGUCUUUGGUGACGCUGAACCUCAGCAAGAACUGUCUCCAGGACAUCAGCUAUAACACCGCGAAGGGCUGCAGCGGUCAUGUUGGUUGCUACCGCCAACCUCCCUUGACUCUUCCUUCCCUACGCUACUUCGACCUGCAGAACAACGGUCUUCGACAACUCUCCACCUUGUUCCUGGAAGCCCUGCCGAACAUAGAGACAUUAAACCUGAAGGAGAACUCUGUGAGGCCUUGUGAUCCAAAGGACCAACUGGGACCAUCUGAGACAAUGAGAGAGAAUAGUCCAACUAAUAUGUCCUCCUGUGUUUCCUUCCGGAACAUCAAGACUCUGAGACAUCUAGAUCUCCAAGACAACGGGAUCAAAACACUCCAUCAGAACACAUUUGAAAGAACCCCUUUGGUUUCUCUCAACCUGGCCAGUAAUGUAGAUGUGAUCUUGAAUAGUGGCGCACUAGAAGGGUUGCAAAGUAGCCUCCAGUCUCUGAGUAUCAGCGGUAAUAACAUGACAACCUCUGCCUUGUCUCUGCCUUGUCUGAAAGCAUUGAGACGACUCAACAUGUCCGACAACAACGUAGACGUCCUGCCGAGCACCAUCAGCUGUUCUCCUUUGACAGAACUUGACGUGAGAAAUAACGGUCUAACGUCCAUGAAUGAAUCUUUGGUUGAUCGCUUGUCUCUUUAUCUUCAUGUGUUGUAUGUCAGUGGCAACUCAUUCAACUGCUGUGACACCAAAUGGCUCGAAGCCAUAAACAAAGAGAAGGUGAAGAUUCCGGACCUAGACCACGCUGUGUGCCUCCAUGUCAACGGUACUCUGUUGACUGGCUUUCUGCGUAACCAUUCACUGCACUGUUCAUUGGAACUUAGCCCAAAAAUAACAGAACUGAACCUCGGGCAAAUAACAAUAAUAAUGUUGUUUGUGUCGACAGUAUUGAUAACAUUAGUUGUAUUUGUGAAGAAGGUUUGUUGCAACACAGGGUCAUUCAUUGUGUAA
Molecule: messenger RNA, 6428 nt
Organism: Coregonus sp. 'balchen'
Lineage: Eukaryota; Metazoa; Chordata; Actinopteri; Salmoniformes; Salmonidae
Source: the annotation of a GenBank genome assembly